Corythoichthys intestinalis (scribbled pipefish) is the source of this 6596-nucleotide messenger RNA. It is a transcript of the gene stk40, whose product is annotated as serine/threonine kinase 40. Gene Ontology annotation, molecular function: ATP binding; protein kinase activity. The record is from RefSeq and is a predicted model, not a curated record. The transcript is spliced from 11 exons. NCBI's taxonomy places the organism in Eukaryota, Metazoa, Chordata, Actinopteri, Syngnathiformes, Syngnathidae. The coding region runs from base 2158 to 3465 and encodes 435 amino acids. Gene Ontology annotation, biological process: protein phosphorylation.
UAGUUUCAUUGCCACUGACAGCGCUAGACAUCCAAUCCAGUGAUGAAUGAAUUAGAUGUCUAGCGCUGUCAAUGUCAGGCAGUGAGCUAACGUAGAUAGUUCUAGGGAUAUCCAUUGCAUAUUUUUGCGUCCGAGUCACCUAAUUUUAAACAUGUUACUGUCCCACCAGGCUACCUUCAUAAUGUGAAUUAUUUUAAACAAGAAUAGAAAAAUGUUUGUCUUUAUUACCAUAUUGGUCCGAAUAUAAGAAGGCCCUGAUUAUAAGACAACUCCCUCUUUUUCAAGACUCAAGUUUGAAAAAGACUUUUUGAACACCAAAUUAAUUUUUAUACAGAAAAUAAUUACAGUGCAUCCGAAACAAAUGAUUAUAACAAUAUAUUUGAGAGAAAAAGCAUAUUAUUUUGCGUCAUUCAAAUCUUAAUGGUAAUAUCUGAACAUUGAAAUAUGUAAACUGAAGUGCAAUCACAUUCGUAAAUGAAUGGCUUCUGGUUUUUAAAAUGUAAAUAAACCAACCUAUUGUGAUCAAACAACAAAAUUGCAAUAACUGCAUUAACCAUCAAAGUGAAGUCUAACCGUAACUGUAGUCUUGAAACAAAUGUGAAUAAGGAAAAACAUUGCAAUAAAAUAAUGCAAGCUGGUUAAACUAAAAGUGUAGCUGAGAUCUGUCAUGACAGAACAUCGCUUCAAUGAUAUCUGGCGCCAUCUAGCUUCGUGAAUGGGGAGAGUAGCUGAGAUCUGUCAUGACAGAACAUCGCUUCAAUGAUAUCUGGCGCCAUCUAGCACCGUGAAUGGGUAUAAUGUCUAGAAUAUUAGACUAUUAGACUAUACUAGACUAUUAAUAUUAGACGACCCCCUCUUUUUCAAUGUUAUUUCAAUGCAAAAAACACAGUCUUAUAUUCGGGCCAAUACGGUACAUUUUUCGUUCAAUUUUCACACUACUUUCUGUAGGCGACAAAACUUUUGUCCUGCCAAAAUUUGACCUCUAUGUCUUCAUUAAAUGAUAAAUGUUUUUUCAGUGAAACAAAGAUAUUUUUGUAGAUUCAACAUAAUUUGGGAGGGUCUUAGCUUUCAUAUGAGCCAUUUCUGAAACCAAUUGAAUAAUUAAAAGUCAGGUUAUUAGCAAUUGUUUCUACAAAAUGGAUAAGCGUCAAGACUUUUGUCAGGGACUGCAGUUAUUUUGUAGAUAUCUUACAAUGAUUUCCUCACCCAUGUAUCAAUAAAUAGUGUGUUGCCUUAUCGUGAUAUUGCAUAUCUUAACAUAAGGUUCCCACUCAGAGUUAUAAGUAUGCAUAUAGAUAAAGCAAACAUGGAAUUGCAUGUAAAAUUACUUAAGUUGCUGUGAACAGCAAUAUCUCCACCCAAACAAAUACAUAGGUUCUCCUGUCAAUAGAUAGCAGGUAUGCAAACACUCAUGCUCAUUAUAUGCGGAAGUUCACUUUUCUCUUACUCAUACAUACUUUUUCACAUACACCAAUUUUCCUUUUGCUGGUUUGACACACGCGUCACUUGCUCGAGGGCACAUUCGGUCUUAUUUGACGGUGUCAUCACCUGAGCAUUUAAAACCCCCAUCUCUGUCCAACGCCACUCCAAGUCGAAAGCGGUGAGUCAUCGCUCUCCUCCGGCUCUCGGCGCUACUUACUUCCCUGUUACGGGAAGCUGGCGUGGUUUCACAUGGUAGGAACGCGGUUAACAAAGCGCACGGUGUCACGCUGGUCGUUUUUGUGUCGUGUCACACUGCCACUGGCUUUUCUGGCACAGUCUAGCACGUUGCCGGCCUCGGCGUCACACACGUCACGUCACGGGGAGGAUUGCAGAUAAGCCGGCGUUUUUUCAGAUAAAACACACAGAUUAAGACCGGAAGGAUCAAGGAGAUAAAUUUUAAAACAGAAAAGAAAGGAUCUCUUGUUGAAUGUGUUUUUUUUUUCCUCUGCGAAUUGGGACAUUUAUUGUCAGCUGGGGUCGAAACCAGGGUGUCAUCCUCGACACCGACAGCAGUUAUUGUGAACGGAGCUGUAAUGGUCUCACAUUGGCGCUGAGGUGUUGGUAAACGUGUAGGAGGGACAUUUUAAAUAGGUCGGGAGGAGCUGCCCUGCGUUUUACCUCCUUUCACUUGUCUUCACGCUCUCCACCAAGCAGGACUUGCUCUCGAGCUCCAGUAUGUCCAAGCGGCGUGCGUCGGAGAGAGGGGCCGGAGAGACAUCGGGCAGGGCCAGCAAGCUGCAGUGUCCCGGGAUAUCUGGCAGCAACGCCAAGCGAGCAGGGCCAUUCAUCCUUGGGCCUCGUCUAGGCAACUCGCCGGUGCCCAGCAUAGUGCAGUGUCUGGCCAGGAAAGAUGGCACUGACGAUUUCUACCAGCUCAAAAUCUUGACGCUUGAGGAGCGAGUGGACUCUGCCGGCGAGACGCAGGAGGAAAGGCAAGGGAAGAUGCUGCUGCACACGGAGUACUCUCUCCUGUCUCUUCUGCACAACCAGGAUGGCGUGGUCCACCAUCACGGCCUUUUCCAGGACCGGGCUUACGAAAUCGUGGAGGACCCGGAUGCCAUCAAGGUGCGCAAGAUGAAGAAGCGCAUCUGCCUGGUGCUUGACUGCCUAUGCGCACACGACUUUAGCGACAAAACGGCCGAUCUCAUUAACCUGCAGCACUACGUCAUCAAGGAGAAACGCCUGGGUGAGCGCGAGGCCAUCAUUAUAUUCUACGAUGUGGUGCGUGUGGUUGAAGCCCUGCACAAGAAGAACAUUGUGCACAGAGACCUCAAGCUAGGGAACAUGGUGCUGAACAAACGGACGCAUCGAAUCACCAUCACCAACUUCUGUUUAGGAAAACACCUUGUGAGUGAGGACGACCUCCUCAAAGACCAAAGAGGAAGUCCCGCCUACAUUAGUCCCGAUGUGCUAAGCGGCCGCCCGUACCGCGGCAAACCCAGCGACAUGUGGGCUCUAGGCGUGGUACUCUUCACCAUGCUGUAUGGCCAGUUCCCCUUCUACGACAGCAUACCUCAAGAGCUCUUCCGAAAGAUUAAGGCCGCAGAGUACUCCAUCCCAGAAGAUGGCCGCGUGUCAGAAAACACUGUUUGUCUGAUCCGAAAGCUACUGGUGCUCGACCCUCAGCAGAGGCUGACCGCCGGUGAGGUGCUGGAGUCUCUCGGUGACAUCAUCGCAUCUUGGCAGUCUGUUUCGUCACUGAGCGGCCCGCUGCAGGUGGUUCCGGAUAUCGACGAUCAGGUCAACCACCCAGAGCAUCUACAAGAGGCCAAAGUGACGGAGGAGUCGUCGCAGUACGAGUUUGAGAACUACAUGCGCCAGCAGCUCCUGCUGGCCGAGGAGAAGAACACGUUCCACGAGGCCAAGAGCUUCCUGAAGCGCCACUUCAACAGCCUGCCCCCAGUGCGCCGCCUGGGCCACGACGCCCAACCCGUCAGCCCGCUGGACGCCGCCAUCCUGGCGCAGCGCUUCCUCCGCAAGUAGACCCCCAAAACCCUCGCGAAAGGUAGGCUUGGGAACGAAACGGGGCCGAACUGUUUAAGAAAAAGCCCCGGGGUCGCCUUGUAGUCACUGUGCAACUCUCCAUCGCGUGUAUUCCGGACCUCCUGAUGAAUACAGGACCACCAUCAUGUAGCAACCCCCAUACUCCCAUCAUACCUCCCGUUGUCCCCCUUUUUGGAAAACCUUCAAAUCAAUCUACCUCUCCAUCUCUUCCGUGUUGGUAAACCACGCUCACUGUUUUACGACGCCACCGGUGACAUCCUUGUUCGAGGAAAAACAACAAAUCCUCUCCACUGAGGAAAAAAAUGGAAUAAGCUUUGUUUUUGUUUUUUUAUCUUGGAGUAGCAUUUUACUAUCCCAUUGAAGACAGACAUUACAGAAACACGCUUGGGUACCGAACCGGUCGUCUCGUCCCUGUGGAGAUCUCUUUCCUAGCAUCAGGCAGCUAGCGUGCGGAAACUCCAUAAGUCGCCACGCCAAGACCCCCGAUGAGGUCCGAUUGUUGGACGCCGACUGGUUAUCCUACUUGGUGCCGCAGCCAAAAUGAAACAAAACUUCGGAAACGCCACGGAACUGGUGCCGUGGGCCUCAACGGGAAUCAAAACGACUUCCAGUCCGUCUGACCAACAACGGGCGACGAGUGUGUUUGGGAUUUUUCCAGGAUGAAUGUGAAUGACACUUUGACAUGUUUGCAUAGCCAUGAGUGUGUGCGCGAGCGUGUGUGUGUGUGUUUCAAGCCAGGGCCCGCUGAGUAAUCCACAUCGGCAGCCAUUUUUAAGCUAUUCUCCUCCUGAUGCUUUUCUACUACACGGUACUAACCUGGCUCGGUGAAAAGCGGCAAAAUGACACAGUCACGGAAAAGGGAGCACGUUUAAUCCGAGGCUGCUGCAGCUGCGGAGAGAGUCAGGUAAAAGUUUAAACUCACUGGCUGCCAUUGACAACAAUAGAUGUCGGAACUGGGAUGAGAUCGCUUCCAGUUCAAUGGACUGGACCUCUAUCGUCGUCAAUGGUAGUGAAUGAAUUUAACCUCCUAAAACUACACGCACCACAUUUUGGAUCAUGUCAGCCACAAUAUUAACAUUUAGUAUACAAAUGUAUGACUCAAAAUGUGAUUUCACACAUAUACACGCCAGGUAUUAUAGGAGGCUAAUCAUAUUUUUUUGUAUGUGUAUUUUUCGUUCAGUUCAAGUUUAUUGCCCCCUUUGAAGGGGAAAAUUUGAAUGUGCAUAUUCUCUACCAAUUGAUGCAAUUUAUUUUAUUUUUAUACUGCAUGAUCUAAACAGAUUGAAGUGGCAGUAGUCCACUUCCCAGGCUCCAGUGGCUUAUUUUCUCUGCUGCCCGUAGUCUUUACUUGGAUGCUAAUCCCGCCCACAUUUUCAAAAUGCAUAUUCUUGACCAAUUGAUGAUUAAGUCUCAAUUCAGCAACCCAUUUUCUGUGCUCCCUGUCGUCCCAACCUGGAUAAAAUGUUUCUCUUUCUUGUCUCUCUUUUUGUGUUUGACGUGAAAACCAAAGAAACGGUUAAUUAAGGAGAAAUUUUUCAGGAUGAGAUGGGCGCUCGGCAUCCAUGUGGAGACUAUGGAGUGUACAGCCACAAUUCACAUUAUUCAUAUAGUACACAGAAGCCUGGCCAACCAGAAAUCUGGCAGGUAACGCCAAGUGGGUACCGUGCAGUGGAAAAGCGUCAAAUUAUGUAAUUUAUCUGCCACACUGUGAAAAGCAGACCAACACCAAUCGUGACCCAGUUUAUUUGACUUUUCUCUUUUUCCUCUCCGCCAACCCCUUGUACACAUGCAUAUAUUAUUAUUCUACUGUGUAGUUGCUUGGUGAUCCAUACCGUAAUUUUUUUGUUGUCGUUACAAAUAUUUGUUUUUUCCUUCCUUGAGUUGUGGAGAUUUUCUGAUUUAAUCCCUGUUCAUUUUUAGGCAAAGCUAAGCACCAGCAACUGUUAAGCAACUUUGCUGCGGGGUCCAUAUGACUUUCUAUUUAUUUCCAAAGCCCGCCUUCAUUCUGUUGUAAUUUCAAGAUGGAUUUAUUUAUUGUUCUCUCAGAAAUCUUCAGCUACAAUUAUCAAAAAGUAGCUUUUCCCCCCUCCCGCAAAACUAAAAUACACCACAUACUUGCCAUAAAUUUAAUUCUUGCCAUAAUGCCACCAGUUAAGCUACUCUGAUUUAAGCAUACCUUUAAUAUUUUUCAGUAGAAAUCCCGCUGUUGAGAUUUUCUUAAUCUUUCCUUGAAAUUGAGUGUGAUUUCCAUCACAGUAUUGUAGUAGAACACAAAAAAUGUGCACAGGUUGAUGAUCCAAAGUGAUAAUGGGCCCACAUAUUGGUAAUUAGCGAUAGAAUAUAGUUGCUCAAUGUACAUGUUAUUGUGUCCCCCCCCCCCCCCCCCACACCUGCCCCUCACUCGCUCUAUAUUUAGCACGUUUGUUUUCACGCGCAGUUGUUGCUACUGUGAUUUUGCAAAGCAUGAAAGUAGUGCAAUGUGCAACUCUUAAUGCAUGACUCGACACUCGUUUUAGUAGCAAGAGUGGCGAUGCUUUUCCCCACCCACUCUGUUCCUACCACUUAUUGAAUAUAUUUUCCCCCUUAAUGUUGAUGAUACUGUAUUUUUUGUAGCAAAAUUCUAUUUUCCUUUAAAUAUUUCUCUCUAGGGUCACCCACAAUUUAGUUUAAAAUUAUGUCAUUUUUUUCCCUGGAGAUUAAAAGUAUGUUGUUAAUUUUACCACUAGAAAAAUUGGCAUUAAUAUUAACAAAAAAUACACAUUUCAUUCUUCUCCGAAACUCCCUUACAAGCAGGACUAUCCACUAAAUCAGUAGCAACAUUUUUUUUCAUUCUAUUUUCAUUUUGUUCAAUCUCCCCUCCCUGCUUUAAAGUACUGUAGUUGGGUAUAUUUUUGAACAUAUUGCUGACGUGUUUCAAGCUCUCAAUCUCUUGACGAGGCAGAUGUGUUUUGGUUGUCUUUCUCGUGGUAAGCUGCUUGGUCAUAUUUGGGGGCAUCUAGAGACUCAUUAUUGUACAGUUUGGGGGGAAAUCACCUUUGUAUUAAAAAACAUAUUUUUCUACUUCAUCAGAAACUCUACAUGCAUGUCAGCAAUAAACUUUGAUAUGGAAA